AUGGAGGGCUAUGGCUCGGCCGUGAUGUCGGCGGGGCGCGAGUACCGCGGGUCGCUGCGGGACGGGAUGUUUGACGGAGAGGGAGAGCUGCUGUUCCCCGGCGGCAGCAGAUACCAGGCUGUCUGGCACCGCGGGGUGGCCACGCAGGGGAAAUACGUUUUUGCAGAUGGCCUCGAAUACGAUGAUAAAAAAUGGAAUUACUGCGACGGCUACGACAGAAGAUUUUAUACAGAAAUCUGUUCUGGUUUCAAACCACCAGGCAUUCCUCAGUUUACAAAUCUGGAUCCUCCCAGAAUAAUCCCAGAAGGUUGUUACGACUGUGGUGAUGGAUUCUAUAAUCCUGAAACCAGAGUUGUUGUUGACUACCAAUUCGAGUUUCUGAGAAAUGCAGAUGAUGAAGAGCAUGAAUGGAUCAUUCGGACCUGCCGCAAAGCUUGGGGCAAAACAGCUGAGCACAAACCGAAACCGUAA
Acanthisitta chloris (rifleman) is the source of this 471-nucleotide messenger RNA. It is a transcript of the gene MORN5, whose product is annotated as MORN repeat containing 5. Lineage: Eukaryota; Metazoa; Chordata; Aves; Passeriformes; Acanthisittidae. The record is from RefSeq and is a predicted model, not a curated record. The transcript is spliced from 4 exons. The coding region runs from base 1 to 471 and encodes 156 amino acids.